Messenger RNA from Macrosteles quadrilineatus (aster leafhopper), 1858 nucleotides. RefSeq names its product putative inorganic phosphate cotransporter. Lineage: Eukaryota; Metazoa; Arthropoda; Insecta; Hemiptera; Cicadellidae. The record is from RefSeq and is a predicted model, not a curated record. Gene Ontology annotation, biological process: transmembrane transport; monoatomic anion transport. The coding region runs from base 131 to 1615 and encodes 494 amino acids. Gene Ontology annotation, molecular function: transmembrane transporter activity. The transcript has 9 exons.
ACAGUGGACUGUGGAGUGGACUGAGUUGAGUUGUUUGGUGGCAAAUUGUGCAGAAAACUUGGUGAUUAAGAUUUCUCUGCUUUAGUCUAGUCUCAAGUGCCAGUGUGUUGUGUGGCUGUGUCAACUAAUCAUGAAAGGCGAAAAGACGAACUAUUGGAAAUGUUGUGCGUGUCUGCCCCAGCGCUACAUCUUGUCUGUCUACAUAGUCGUGGGUCUCAUAACAUGCUACCUGAUGCGAGUCUCUGUGAACCUCGCGCUCAACGAGAUGGCGUUCAAACUAAACACAACCAAGACGAGUUCCAACUCCAGCGAGGAGACAGUCGGAACAAUCUGUCCGCUCAUCGAGCCUAAGUCUAACACAACGUUGGAUAAAGCGGAGUUUCACUGGGAUCAGCACAUGCAGCACAACAUUAUCAAGUCACUAUACGUCGGCUACAUCGUGGCUCACCUGCCCGCGGGUAUACUGGCCGACAAGUUCGGAGGCAAACACGUCUUCGGCGCAGGCAUCCUGGUGUCGUCCUUCCUCUCGCUUACGUUCCCGACACUCGCCAGAAUCAGUCCAUGGGCGUUCAUAGCUGGCAGGAUAGUGCAGGGGUUCGGACAGGGAGUUAUGUUUCCUAGCAUGAGCGCGCUCGUUGCAAAGUGGGCUCCUCCAAAUGAGCGUGCUACAAUGACCGGAAUAGUACAAUCAGGUGUGAUGAUCGGGAACGCCGUCGGCUAUAUAGUCUCAGGUCUGAUUCUGUCGUCAUUCGACGGCUGGGAGCCUGUGUUCUACUUCUGCGGUGUUCUCGGACUGCUGUGGUGUGCAGGCUGGUACACACUCUGCUACAGCUCCCCUGCGGAACACCCUUUUAUCACUGAGAGGGAGAAGAACAUGAUUGAGACACAGAUAGCACUCACAGCCAAAGCAAAACCCAAGCACAUUCCCUGGAGCAGUAUUCUAACCUCUCUGCCGUUCUUGUCGGCCAUCAUGGUCAACUUUGCACAUGCCUGGGCUCUGUUUACCAUGAUCAACGAAAUGCCUUCCUACAUGGGGAAAGUUCUGCACUUUGACAUCAAAAAAAGUGGGUUCUUCUCUGCUACUCCCCAUAUUGCCAUGAUUCCCACGUCCAUCAUCUCUGGCUACUUGGCUGACUGGCUUAUCACCAAGAAGUACAUGGCUGUCACCACCAACAGGAAGGUGUUCUCUUUCUUGGCCAAUGCACUGCCUAUCCCCUUCAUGCUGCUGGCCUCCUACGCAGCCUGUGAUCGCACCUCGGUCAUUCUUUUCUUCAUGUGCAUGAUGUUCUUUAAGGGUCUAUCCUACUCAAGUGUCCGUGCCAACCCAGUAGAUCUUAGCCCCAACUACGCUGGGGUGCUCAUGGGAAUCAUGAAUGGAUCAGGAGCGUUGGCUGGACUCUUGUCUCCCAUAUUUGUACCCAUGUUUAUCACCGGGGAUGGAAGCAUAGAAGAGUGGAGGAAUGUUUUCUACAUGGCUGCCAUUGUGAUGGUGGUCUUCUCCAUUCCGUUCAUCUUCUUCGGUUCAGGCGAAGUUCAACCUUGGAACAACGCUGAGACGAUGGACCGACCGGAAGAUCCUACGCCAAAAGUUGAAGAUCAAGAGACGAAAACAUGACUUCCCAGUUGAACCUCUGUUUUGCAUAAUUUCUUACCAUUCUGAGGGUCAACAAGCCCUUGGAAAUUGUACUUAACAGAGAAUCAAUCUUGAGAAGCAAUGCUUCUCUUUGUAAAAAGUUCCUCAUUUCAUUUUGUAAAUUCUUUCCCAAGUCGAUUGUUGAGUAUUAUGUGACUUAGUUGUAGUUAUCGUGAUUAAGUACGCUUUUGUAUGUUAACGAUUGAAAAUAAAAUUUUCAACGUA